This is a messenger RNA of Acinonyx jubatus (cheetah), 8308 nucleotides long. RefSeq names its product leucine rich repeat containing 7 (gene LRRC7). Gene Ontology annotation, cellular component: adherens junction; postsynaptic membrane; postsynaptic density. Gene Ontology annotation, biological process: neurotransmitter receptor transport, endosome to postsynaptic membrane; neurotransmitter receptor transport postsynaptic membrane to endosome. Gene Ontology annotation, molecular function: protein binding. Bases 1843 to 6471 code for a protein of 1542 amino acids. Lineage: Eukaryota; Metazoa; Chordata; Mammalia; Carnivora; Felidae. The record is from RefSeq and is a predicted model, not a curated record. The transcript is spliced from 28 exons.
GUUUCUUAACAUAUUGCUGCUUAUAAGAGUUUAAAGAGAAGUGUGUGAGAAUAAAGUGUCUGUGUGUGCCUUUACGUGAAGGAGCUAGGAGUGUGUGUGAGAGUGUAUGCUCAUGGCAGGAGGAGUGGCGGUGAAACCAUGAAGGGUAGUUGGGAAACCCCUUCUCUUUUUGCGCACUCCCAUGGUAGCAGCCCUGGCCACAGAAUGAGAAGGAAAUGUCAGAGCAGGCACAAAGGUCGCUGCCUUGACUGAUGUGAAGUGACCGACCCGCAAGCAGAGACUUUUCUCCUUGGCAGCCAACAACCUGCAGCAGGAAAGGCGGGCGGGGGAGGAAACCCCGAGGAGGCGCUCCUGGCCGCCUCUUUGCUGAGAUAGCAGGAGCAGCAGCCUGCGGAGCCACGAGCGCAGCGUCACUGAGCUGGUGCGGGUGCAGGGGCGCUCAGGGAGGCGCAGAGGCCCGGAGCCGCUACAGCCUCGGAGUCGCCCGCGCUGCAGGACGCCGCGCCGCGCCGCGCCACUCGAGCGCCACGGGCCAGUCCGGCAGCAGGAGGAGCCGUUGGCGGAGCGCUGCCCUGCACGGUUCCUUGAGCACCUGCCUAGCCCACCGCGAGCUACGGGAGGAACCCAGAGAUCUCGGCCUUUUGUCCCGUUCUCUAAAAGCAGCUUGUGAGCAAGCCCGGAGAAGGCGAGCAUCUCAGUUCUCCGCCGGACUGGGAUUUUUCUUCUCAAUUUGGGGGAGCCCGUGUGUAGAGGUCAGAGAGGCAGGCGAGGAUCCUCAAAAAGGGGCCGAGGGCUGUGAAAGUGGGCACCCCCUCUUAUCACUGGAAAAUCUCCUUGACAUUUUUCACACUUUGAGGCAGCUGCAGCUGGUGUCGUCGGAAAAGGGGGUGGGAAAAAAGAGAGGGGGCGGGGAGAGCCGGGAGACACAGCCAAGAGCCACGAGCGGCGCCUCCUCGCCUGCCAAGCCUGGCACCUGUGCGCCGAGCCACUGCACGGAGGAGGACCCCACUCCAGGAGAACCUCGGGCUUGAAACCACGGACACCCAGCCCCUGGGCAGCUGGUUCUCGCCGGAGGGACCUGCAACCGCCCUCUCGGACCGCCGCUGUCGCCUGCAGACGCGGGAGCGCUCGGCCCCUUAGAGCCGCCACUGCGCCGGGUCCUCGGGGAUUCUUGCCCAGCGGCAGGCAGGGUGUGUUAGAGUUGGGUGCACGAUUCGCCUUCUCUGCUCGCCUCUUCUCCGCCCGGGAUUUAUUGUCUGUGGAGCCUUCUGGGGGUGGGGAGGUAGCUGCGCCUCCGCCACCGCUGCCGCCGCCGCCGCUGCUGCUGCUGCUGCUGCGGUCGCUAGCGCGGCGCGCAGGGCAGGCGGAGGCAAGGGAGUGAAUGCGCUCCUGCCUCCCUGGCCGACGCUUUGGGCUUCCCCUCAGCCGCUUCCCGCCGGAACCUCUCCAGCCGUCCACCUGAAGGGCACCGGCAUCAUGGUCUAACGCGGCACCUGGCUGGAAUCCCCUUUCUCCUCAUCUUCCUCCUCCUACUCCACCCUCCUCUCUUCCUCCGAGGACCCUCGUGCCCACUCCACUGCGGACCCCCGAACACUUUAAGGAAUAAGCCUUGGCAGCUGCACGAUUCACUCUCUCUGGAACCUCAUGGGCAGUUUCUCCCGCCGGCGAUGAUGGAGAACCUAAUAAGGGGAAGGAAUCCCCCACAAUAUCAGAGAAGUCCUUGUAAAGAAGUUCGUGCAGCACUCAGGAAGAGGCCUGAAGAAGAGUGAGCCCGCUACAUGAAAAAAAUGCAAGUCAAAGUGGUCACAACCUAGAAGUCUGCAGAGACAGGAAUAACUAGCAAUGCAGUGCCUGGAGAUGACCACCAAACGGAAAAUCAUCGGCCGACUGGUGCCGUGCCGAUGUUUCCGAGGUGAAGAAGAAAUCAUCUCAGUUUUAGACUACUCCCACUGCAGCCUUCAGCAGGUGCCAAAGGAGGUCUUUAACUUUGAGCGGACAUUAGAGGAGCUUUAUCUAGAUGCCAAUCAAAUUGAAGAACUACCUAAGCAAUUGUUCAACUGUCAAGCUCUAAGAAAACUAAGUAUUCCUGAUAAUGAUCUUUCAAAUCUGCCAACCACUAUUGCUAGUUUAGUUAAUCUUAAAGAACUCGACAUCAGUAAAAAUGGUGUACAAGAAUUUCCAGAAAACAUUAAAUGUUGUAAGUGUUUAACAAUUAUUGAAGCCAGUGUCAAUCCCAUUUCUAAACUCCCUGAUGGCUUCACACAGCUUCUAAAUCUGACCCAGCUCUACCUGAAUGACGCCUUUCUUGAAUUUCUUCCAGCCAAUUUUGGAAGACUUGUCAAAUUGCGAAUCUUGGAGUUAAGAGAAAAUCAUUUGAAAACUCUACCAAAGUCAAUGCACAAACUGGCCCAGUUGGAAAGACUUGACCUAGGCAAUAAUGAAUUCAGUGAGCUGCCUGAAGUUCUGGAUCAAAUACAAAAUUUAAGGGAGUUAUGGAUGGAUAAUAAUGCAUUACAAGUGCUACCUGGGUCUAUAGGGAAGUUAAAGAUGUUGGUAUACCUGGAUAUGUCAAAAAACAGAAUAGAAACGGUUGACAUGGAAAUUUCUGGAUGUGAAGCCCUUGAGGACCUCUUACUGUCAUCCAAUAUGUUGCAACAGUUGCCCGACUCUAUAGGUCUUUUGAAAAAACUAACUACUCUCAAAGUAGAUGACAAUCAACUUACAAUACUACCCAAUACAAUCGGAAAUUUAUCUUUAUUAGAAGAAUUUGACUGUAGCUGUAAUGAAUUGGAGUCUCUACCUUCUACUAUCGGCUACCUUCAUAGUCUUCGAACGUUAGCAGUCGAUGAGAAUUUCCUUCCAGAAUUACCCAGAGAAAUUGGAAGCUGUAAGAAUGUAACAGUUAUGUCUCUACGUUCCAAUAAACUGGAAUUUCUUCCUGAAGAGAUUGGACAGAUGCAGAAACUAAGAGUCUUAAAUUUGAGUGACAACAGGUUGAAGAAUUUACCAUUCUCAUUUACCAAACUUAAAGAACUUGCAGCUUUGUGGCUUUCUGACAAUCAGUCAAAAGCCCUUAUCCCUUUACAAACUGAAGCCCAUCCAGAAACAAAGCAAAGAGUAUUGACUAACUACAUGUUUCCCCAGCAACCUCGUGGUGAUGAAGAUUUCCAGUCAGACAGUGACAGCUUUAACCCAACACUGUGGGAAGAGCAGAGACAACAACGCAUGACUGUUGCCUUUGAAUUUGAAGAAAAAAAGGAAGAUGACGAAAAUGCUGGGAAAGUUAAGGAUCACUCUUGCCAAGCCCCCUGGGAAAGGGGCCAGCGUGGGAUUACUCUCCAACCUGCCAGACUGUCUGGCGAUUGCUGCACACCAUGGGCCAGGUGUGAUCAGCAGAUCCAAGAUAUGCCCGUCCCCCAGAAUGACCCACAGCUGGCAUGGGGUUGUAUAAGUGGCCUCCAGCAGGAAAGGAGCAUGUGUACUCCAUUGCCAGUUGCAGCACAAUCCACCACUCUUCCCUCUCUAAGUGGCAGACAGGUUGAAAUAAACCUAAAACGAUAUCCAACUCCUUACCCAGAGGAUUUAAAGAAUAUGGUAAAAUCUGUUCAAAAUCUGGUGGGUAAGCCAAGCCAUGGAGUGCGUGUUGAGAAUUCAAACCCAACUGCUAACACGGAGCAAACUGUGAAAGAAAAGUAUGAACACAAGUGGCCUGUAGCCCCAAAGGAGAUUACAGUGGAGGAUUCUUUUGUUCAUCCAGCUAAUGAAAUGAGGAUUGGGGAACUUCACCCUUCAUUAGCUGAGACCCCUCUGUACCCACCCAAACUUGUUCUGCUAGGGAAGGACAAAAAAGAAUCAACUGAUGAGUCUGAAGUUGACAAAACUCACUGUCUGAAUAACAGUGUUUCCUCAGGCACUUACUCAGACUACUCACCUUCCCAGGCUUCCUCAGGAUCCUCUAACACCCGGGUUAAAGUGGGGUCCUUGCAGACAACAGCUAAAGAUGCAGUACAUAAUUCUUUGUGGGGUAACAGGAUUGCACCAUCUUUCCCACAGCCUCUUGAUUCAAAGCCAUUACUCAGCCAGCGGGAGGCUGUUCCCCCAGGGAAUCUACCACAGCGUCCUGACCGGCUGCCAAUGAGUGAUGCCUUCACUGACAACUGGACUGAUGGUUCACAUUAUGAUAACACAGGGUUUGUUGCAGAGGAGACCACAGGCGAGAAUGCCAACAACAAUCCUCUCUUAAGUUCGAAAUCUAGAAGCACAUCUUCUCACGGACGCAGACCUUUGAUUAGGCAGGAUAGGAUUGUUGGUGUUCCCCUGGAACUUGAGCAGUCUACACACAGACACACACCAGAAACAGAAGUGCCUCCUUCCAAUCCUUGGCAGAAUUGGACCAGAACCCCUAGUCCUUUUGAAGACAGGACCGCUUUCCCUUCCAAAUUAGAGACAACCCCCACCACCAGCCCAUUGCCUGAAAGGAAAGAACAUAUAAAAGAAUCUGUUGAAAUACCUAGUCCUUUUUCUCCAGGAGUACCAUGGGAGUAUCACGAUUCCAAUCCCAACAGGAGUCUUAGCAAUGUCUUUUCUCAAAUCCACUGCCGCCCAGAAUCUUCUAAAGGUGUUAUUUCCAUUAGCAAAAGCACAGAGAGGCUUUCCCCACUAAUGAAAGAUAUCAAGUCCAAUAAAUUCAAAAAGUCACAGAGUAUCGAUGAGAUUGACAUUGGUACGUACAAGGUUUAUAAUAUACCAUUAGAAAACUAUGCUUCUGGGAGUGAUCACUUAGGAAGCCAUGAACGACCAGAUAAAAUGUUGGGACCAGAGCAUGGUAUGUCCAGUAUGUCUCGAAGCCAGUCAGUCCCAAUGCUGGAUGAUGAGAUGCUCACUUAUGGAAGUAGUAAAGGGCCACAACAACAGAAGGCUUCCAUGACAAAAAAAGUCUAUCAGUUUGACCAAAGCUUCAAUCCCCAAGGAGCAGUGGAAGUUAAAGCCGAAAAGAGGAUACCACCCCCCUUUCAACACAAUUCUGAGUACGUGCAACAGCCCAGCAAAAACAUCACCAAGGAUUUGGUUAGUCCUAGAGCUUACAGAGGAUACCCACCAAUGGAGCAAAUGUUCUCAUUUUCUCAGCCAUCUGUUAAUGAGGAUGCUGUGGUGAAUGCCCAGUUUGCAAGCCAAGGUGCCAGGGCAGGCUUCUUGAGAAGAGCUGACUCCCUGGCGAGCUCCACAGAAAUGGCCAUGUUUAGAAGGGUCAGUGAACCUCAUGAGCUGCCUCCGAGUGAUAGGUACGGCAGACCUCCAUAUAGGGGAGGUCUGGAUCGCCAAAGCAGCGUUUCAGUGACUGAGUCCCAGUUCCUGAAAAGGAAUGGCAGGUAUGAAGAUGAACACCCUUCAUAUCAAGAAGUGAAAGCUCAGGCGGGAAGUUUUCCAGUUAAAAACCUUACCCAGAGGAGGCCACUGUCUGCAAGAAGCUACAGUACAGAGAGUUACGGUGCCUCCCAAACCAGGCCAGUUUCAGCUAGGCCUACUAUGGCAGCUCUUUUGGAAAAAAUACCAUCUGACUAUAACUUGGGUAACUAUGGUGACAAGCCAUCAGAUAACAGUGAUAUAAAGACGAGGCCUACUCCUGUGAAGGGAGAGGAGAGCUGUGGUAAAAUGCCUGCAGACUGGAGACAACAGCUGCUUAGACAUAUAGAAGCUAGAAGGUUAGACAGGAAUGCUGCUUACAAACACAACACAGUUAACCUUGGCAUGCUGCCCUAUGGAGGUAUUUCAGCAAUGCAUGCAGGCAGAAGCAUGACUUUAAACUUGCAGACUAAGUCUAAAUUUGAUCUACAAGAACUACCUCUUCAGAAAACCCCGUCCCAGCAAAGCAACAUUUUAGACAAUGGACAAGAAGAUGUAUCUCCUAGUGGCCAAUGGAAUCCUUAUCCUCUUGGGAGGCGGGAUGUACCUCCGGACACCAUUACUAAAAAGGCAGGAAGCCACAUCCAGACUUUGAUGGGGUCCCAAAGCCUUCAGCAUCGGAGCCGGGAGCAGCAGCCAUAUGAGGGAAAUAUAAACAAAGUGACCAUCCAGCAAUUUCAGUCACCAUUGCCUAUUCAGAUCCCCUCUUCACAGGCCACCCGGGGACCUCAGCCUGGACGGUGCUUAAUUCAAACUAAAGGGCAAAGGAGUAUGGAUGGAUAUCCAGAGCAGUUUUGUGUGAGAAUAGAAAAGAAUCCUGGCCUUGGAUUUAGUAUCAGUGGUGGAAUUAGCGGACAAGGAAAUCCAUUUAAACCUUCUGACAAGGGUAUCUUUGUUACUAGGGUUCAGCCUGAUGGACCAGCAUCCAAUCUGCUGCAGCCUGGUGAUAAGAUCCUUCAGGCAAAUGGACAUAGUUUUGUACAUAUGGAACAUGAAAAAGCUGUAUUACUACUGAAGAGUUUCCAGAACACAGUAGACCUAGUUAUUCAACGUGAGCUUACUGUCUAAAUAUUUUUUAUAAAUAGUGAAGAUACGUCUAGCCAGACCUAAUGUUCAAAAAAUAAAUUUAUACAUAGAAACAAAUUUUGCCAAUUGCUGGACCAAUGGCAAACAUUAGUGCCAAAUGUAUAAUACUAUAUGUUAGCACUGAUCAUCCUUAAAAAUGUUAACUAUAUAAAUAUGAUGUUCAUGUGGUUAUGUAUUAGUUUUAAUUGUCAGCCUCUGGCUGUGCAUUGGUGCAGUUUUGUUUUUGUUUUUGGUUUGUUUUUUUAAUCAAAUAAGUUUCUUCUCGAAGUGGAUUUCAUAUAAUUUCAGAGCACGGAAGCACAUACAAGCUCUUUACGAAUUCUGCUCUCCAUCAGAAACACUGCCUCAAAGUUGUAUAUGCCUUUAUAUAGAAAAUACAAAUAUAAAGAAUUGUAAUUCCCAUAAAAUAUUUCUAGCACAGGUAUAUGUUGGCAUAUAUACAAAAAGAAUAUAGAGAAAAAUAAUAUUUUCAUAAACUAAACAUCUCGGAUUGAGAAAGAAACUAUAUCUUAAAAUAAGACUUUACUAUAUUGAAUCUUUUUCAAUAAAAAUUACAUGAUAAUGCCUUAUGAAAGUAACUGUACAUAUGGUAUAAAGUGUUUAUAUUUGGUUCCAUAUUCAUUUGCUAAAUUCUCAUAACACAGAGUGAAAUAUUUCAUAAAUUAGCCAUUUAUCUCUGGGACCUGAAUAAAAAUAGGACAAACUAAUUUGUUCAAUGCCUUUAGCUAAUUACAAUACACACAGAGUUAAGAUACAGACUAAAGGUCAUUAUAGAUAAAUCUUUUUCACCACAAAUUUAAGCAGUGAAUGAUGGGUGGCAGGAAAGAUAUUGCUUUAUUUCUUUCAAAUUUAUGUUGAUUAUAAAAUGUAGCCCCUGUGAUUUCUUUACUUGUAAAUGUGGAAUUUAUUUGUGUGUUGCUUUAUCUAAUUUGCUACUUUUAAAUCAUUUAAAAUGAGUUUUGGAGAUUGAUAAAAUUUAUCAUUAAGAAAGACUGUUGUUAGAAAGUUAUGGUGGAUGAUUAAAAAACUUUAGUAUUUAAAUAUGAAACUGCAAAUAUAAUUUCUCAGAGCUGUGGUCUACCUGUAAUAUUAAUUUCAGUGCCUGUUUUUGUGGGCAAAAAUAGAGAAAAUACUUUUUUUCCAAAAAAGUUUCAAAGUAUAUAAAAUCCUGAGUCUGUCUUACUGGAGAGAAAGACAAGCAUAGUUAAUAUAGAAUUAGUUAUUUUUUACAUUAGAAUUGUUUUCCUCUAUAAAUGAUCAAAAUUCAUUUUAUAAUCCUUUAAAAAUAUUUCUUUUAUAUAUUAGUCAUUAAUUUGAUUAAAAUGUUCAUUUGAAAUUCCAGAAUAAUUUCCCAGAGUUGGUUGUAUGCAUGUUCCCCCUCAUAGUUCCUCAUUAUAUAUAUAUUAUAUAUAUAUAAUGAAUUUAGUUUAUAUGCUAGCUUUUCAAGUAUUCUAUAAGGAUUUUCACAAUAGUAUCACAUAUUGAUGUCACCAAAGCUCUGAGAGUAAUAUUUGUAAGUUAACUGUUUUAUGGGGACAUUGAAAAUACUGUAUUUUUGUAGGGUCUAUUAAAAUGAGUGUCACUUAUUAGAAGUACAGUGGUAUUUUUUGGCAAUAGAAUUUGUCACUUGAAGGCAAAUGAUACUUCACUUUAUAGAUGAUGCACUAAUUUUGAUGUUGCUUUAUGUCAGGGUGACAUUAUACCAUGAUUUUAUAGGGUUUGACAUUUAGCAAAUGAUUAAAUGAUUGGCCUAUUUAAUAUGUUUCCCAGAAGUAACUUUUAAAUGCAUUUUAAUAUAUUGACAGUUUCUGAUGAGAAA